Messenger RNA from Varanus komodoensis (Komodo dragon), 546 nucleotides. Its product is annotated as zinc finger protein 2 homolog. The transcript has a single exon. The record is from RefSeq and is a predicted model, not a curated record. Gene Ontology annotation, biological process: regulation of transcription by RNA polymerase II. The coding region runs from base 1 to 546 and encodes 181 amino acids. NCBI's taxonomy places the organism in Eukaryota, Metazoa, Chordata, Lepidosauria, Squamata, Varanidae. Gene Ontology annotation, molecular function: DNA-binding transcription factor activity, RNA polymerase II-specific; RNA polymerase II cis-regulatory region sequence-specific DNA binding.
AUGCACACAGGGGAAAAACCCUAUCAGUGUUUGGACUGUGGAAAGAGUUUCUGUCAAAAGAUAAGUCUCACUUCUCAUCAAAGAACUCACACAGGGGAGAAACCGUAUCAGUGCUGGGAGUGUGGGAAGAGCUUCAGUGAGAACAAAAAGCUCACUCAACAUCAAAGGAUUCACACAGCAGGGAAGCCCUAUCCUUGUUUGGACUGUGGAAAGGGCUUCCGGCAGCAGAGGCACCUUAUUUCUCAUCAGAGAACCCACACAGGGGAGAAACCGUAUCAGUGCCUGGUGUGUGAGAAGAGUUUCAGUGCAAAAGCAACACUCAAUCAACACCAAAAGACUCACACAGGGGAGAAACCAUAUGAGUGUUUGGAAUGUGAAAAGAGCUUCAGUCAGAGGGGAUCUCUCAUAUAUCCUCAAAGGAGUCACACAGGAGAGAAACCCUAUCAUCGUUUGCACUGUGGAAAGAGCUUCUCUCAGAAAAUAUCUCUCACUGAUCAUCAAAGAGCUCAAACAGGGGAGAAUCCACAUCAUGACUCAGAGUAUUGA